Molecule: messenger RNA, 2015 nt
Organism: Perognathus longimembris pacificus (Pacific pocket mouse)
Lineage: Eukaryota; Metazoa; Chordata; Mammalia; Rodentia; Heteromyidae
Gene: Catsper1
Product: cation channel sperm associated 1
Exons: 12
Coding region: 1-2001 (666 amino acids)
Biological process (GO): spermatogenesis; regulation of cilium beat frequency involved in ciliary motility; flagellated sperm motility
Cellular component (GO): CatSper complex; membrane
Molecular function (GO): voltage-gated calcium channel activity; calcium-activated cation channel activity
Source: RefSeq, a predicted model, not a curated record
AUGACGCCCUGUUGCCAAGCAGACUACCGCCAUGACAGGCAGCCUCCAGCCCCGCAACGUGGCUUCCCCAGGGCCGCGGGUCUCGAGCCAUCCCGCGGGAAGGGGGGCUGCUCGACCUGUGCCGGCCUGCGGGUGACCUCACAGGCCGCACGGUUCCUUCGCGAACCUUCCAGGCACGCGAGGGCCCCUGGCAACCCGCGCGGCCCGGAGGAGCAGUGCCGAGGUCCGGGAGCCUGCGCACCUGCUGCCGCGGCUGGGGCUCUCCGGGGCCCCCGCGCUCCCCGCGCCGCCACGGACCCGCGCCCCGGGGCCGAGGAGGCCGCGCAGCGGCCGGGCCCCCGCGCCUCGCCGCCGCCGCACGCGGGCCCCCGGCUCCGGGCCGAGCCUCCGCCCCCGGGCGACCUCCCGCAGCCCCUGCUCCGCAGGCCGUCCUACUUCUGGGCCCGGGGCCCCGGGGCGCCCCCCGGCGAUGACCCGGCUCCGGAGCCCCACCGCCCCGGCCGGCCGCCCCCGACGGGGAUCCUGCACCACGGCCCGGGCGAGCCCGCGGGGUCCCCGGGCGCCGCGCCGCACGGCCGGCCGCAGCCCCCGCCGGGCGCGCCCCGCCCACGCGGCGCGUCCCACCUCCGCGCCGACGCGCACCGCGCCGAGGAGAGCCCCCAGCCCGCGGAGGCGGCCCGCGACGCGCACCGCGGCCCGCCGCCGCACCCCCGCCCCGCGACGGGCCCGGGCCAGCCCCGCGCGCACCCCGUCCCCUCGGCCAUGCGCUCCAGGGACUCGGCCCACAGCGCCGCCGUCCAGUCCCGCGUGGCCAUCCACUCCCGCUCCUCCCGGGUGUCCAGCAGAAUCCACCCCCAGUUCACCCAGGAGUCGGGGAUCUGGAUGGAGGAGGAGAAGUUGCACAAGCGCAAAGGCAAGAUGCAGCGGGCCCACAAGAAGAAGCGCUCUGGGAAUUACUUCCAUCAGUUUUUGGAAAAAUUAAACCAACUCAUUUGGAGCUUCCGGAAUAUGAUGCGGGAAUUGAUCCAGUCCAUGGUCUUUGAAACCUUCAUCUUCAUUUUCGUCUGCCUUAACACCAUCAUGCUGGUGGCUCAGACCUUUGCUGAAGUUGAGAUCCGGGGUGAGUGGUACUUUAUGGCCUUCGAUUGUGUUUUCCUCUGCAUCUACGUCAUUGAAGCCCUGCUCAAGAUCAUUGCCCUGGGCCUGAAGUAUUUCUAUGAUCCCUGGAACAAUCUCGACUUCUUCAUCAUGGUCAUGGCUGUGCUGGACUUCGUGUUUAUACAGAUCAACUCCCUCACCUACUCCUUUUAUAACCACAGCGUCUUCCGGAUCCUCAAGGUCUUCAAGAGCCUGCGGGCUCUGAGGGCCCUCCGUGUCCUACGGAGGUUCAGCAUCCUGACCAGCGUCCACGAAGUGACAGGGACCCUGGCCCGAACCUUGCCAUCCAUCACCGCCAUCCUAAUCCUCAUGUUUACCUGCAUGUUCCUCUUCUCCGUGGUUCUCCGGGGUCUGUUCCGCCACUCGGACCCCAAGCGUUUCCAGAGCAUCUUAACCACCAUCUUCACCCUCUUCACCCUGCUCACCCUGGAUGACUGGUCCCUCAUCUAUCUGGACAGUCGGGCCCAGGGUGCCUGGUACAUCAUCCCCAUCCUCAUGAUCUACAUCAUCAUCCAGUACUUCAUCUUCCUCAACCUUGUGAUUGCUGUCCUAGUGGAUAACUUCCAGAUGGCUCUACUCAAGAACCUAGAGAAAGUGAAACAGGAGAAAGCCGCCCAGAUCCAGGAGAAGCUUCUGGAUGACUCCCUGACAGAGCUUAGACGAUCAGGGACAGCCUGGCCCUGGCCUCUGCCCCCACACAGGCAGAAGGAGCUCCAGUUCUUGUUCCUGCAGCUGGUGGCCGCGGUGGAGCAGCAGCAGCAGAAGUUCCGCUCCCAGGCGUCCAUCUUGGAUGAGAUUGUCGACACUGCCUUUGAGGCUGGAGAAGAGGACUUCAGUCAGUGACCCCGCAAAGCACC